Messenger RNA from Akanthomyces muscarius, 1803 nucleotides. RefSeq lists its product as uncharacterized. The coding region runs from base 1 to 1803 and encodes 600 amino acids. Gene Ontology annotation, biological process: transmembrane transport. The record is from RefSeq and is a predicted model, not a curated record. The transcript is spliced from 3 exons. NCBI's taxonomy places the organism in Eukaryota, Fungi, Ascomycota, Sordariomycetes, Hypocreales, Cordycipitaceae. Gene Ontology annotation, molecular function: transmembrane transporter activity.
AUGAGACACAGCUCAGACCGCCGUCGCAGCACGCCGCCACGGCCGUCGCUCGACAACGACCCCGAUGGCGUGCUCCCGGCUCCCGUCAUCGGCGGCGCAGCAAGCAGGCCGGCAGCAGCAGCGUCCAAGGAGCAGAUGAGCAAGAAGCCCGUCGCUUGGAAGGACAUGCCGCAGAAGCGCCAGCUCGCCAUCCUGACGCUGUCGCGCCUGAGCGAGCCGCUGGUGCAAACGUCGUUGCAGGCCUACAUGUUCUACCAGCUCAAGUGGUUUGACCCUACGCUGCCCGACUCCACGAUUGCCACCCAGGCCGGCAUCAUGCACGCCAGCUUCAUGGCCGCCCAGUUCGUCACGGCCCUCCUCUGGGGCCGCAUCGCCGACUCGCGCCGCGCGGGCCGCAAGACGGUGCUCCUCAUCGGCCUCGUCGGCACCAGCCUCUCCUGUCUCGGCUUUGGCUUCUCCACCACCUUUUGGCAGGCCCUUCUCUUUCGCACCCUCGGCGGUGCCACCAACGGCAACAUUGGUGUGAUGCGAACAAUGAUCAGUGAGAUUGUCCGGGAGAAGAAAUACCAGCCCCGCGCCUUCAUGCUCCUCCCCAUGACCUUCAACGUCGGCGUCAUCAUCGGCCCCAUCCUCGGCGGGUUGCUCUCCGACCCGGCCGGCAGCUACCCGGCGCUGUUUGGCCGCGUGCGCUUCUUCCGCGCGUACCCCUACGCGACGCCCAACAUGGUCAGCGCCGCCUUCCUGGCAGCCGCCGCCCUCGCCGUCUGGCUCGGCAUCGAGGAGACGCUCGACGCCCUGCGCGACGCGCCCAACCUCGGCCUGCGCGUCGGCCAGCGCCUGGCCGUCCUCCUCCAGCGGCUCAUCUCCAGGCUGCGCGGGAAGAAGAGCACGGAUCAUCACCGUGGCGAGUACGCGGCGCUCUCGACGCAUGACGUCGAGCUCUCGGGCGCGUCCGACACGGAAGCCGGCGGCGUGUCUUCGUCCGCCUCGUCCCUGCGAGGCGGCGGCGGCGGCGGCGGCGGCAACACGGGAGCGAAGCCACGCCGGCGCGGCGCACGCUAUACCCAGCGCCUGCCCUUUCGCCAGAUCUUCACCCGCAACGUCGUCUUGACCUUUUUCGCGCAAUUCUUCCUGACGUUCCACGUCGGCACCUUUAACGCGCUGUGGUUCGUCUUCCUCUCCACGCCCGUCUACGACCCGUCCUCCGCCAAGACCACGCCGCGCAUGCCCUUCCGCUUCACCGGCGGCCUGGGCCUGCCCCCGCAGCGCGUCGGCAUGGCCAUGGCCAUCCUCGGCGUCAUCGGCAUCCUCAUGCAGCUGUUCCUGUACCCGACGCUGUCCGCGCGCCUCGGCACCCUGCGCUCCUGGCGGCUCUCCCUGCUGUGCUUCCCGCUCGCCUACUUUCUCGUGCCGUACCUCGCCGUGGUGCCGAGCAGCGUGGUGCCGCCGGCCGCCAAGGCGGGGGCGGCCGUGUGGCUGGCCAUCUGCGGCGUGCUGUUCGUGCAGGUGGUCGGGCGGACGUUUGCGCUGCCAAGCAUGGCCAUCCUCGUCAACAACGGCUCGCCGCACCCGAGCGUGCUGGGCACGGUACACGGGCUGGGCCAGAGCGUCAGCAGCGCGGCGCGCACGAUUGGGCCCAUGAUUGGCGGCGCCGUGUACGGUUUCGGCCUGAACCGCGGCUAUGUGGGCUUGGUGUGGUGGUCGCUGAGCGGCAUAUCUAUUUGCGCGUGCCUGGCGAGCUUGCUGGUCAAGGAGGGUGAUGGCCACGAAGUUUGGCUAGAGGGUGACGAUGAAGACGAAUAG